UUUACCACAGGAUAAGUAAAUUCGGCGGCAAAUGCACUUAUUAAAUAAAAUGGAAUUAAACAUCAGCGCGACAUUGCUGGCGGCCAAUAAAAUCAUCGCUGAACUACUGGACUCGUCUUCAUCAUCCGAAGAUGAGGAGGAGUUUGCGGCAGUAUUACCAGUACUACCAGAACAGCCAAGGAAUAAGAAAUUUGCAGAGACUGUUCUUGAUACAUACACCGAGAAAGAUUUUUUAGAUAACUUCUACAUUAGUCGACAUUCAUUCAUGUAUCUGGUAAGACUAUACUCGCAAUACUGCACCAAAGGACAUUAUCAAAGUGGUGGUCAGCAGGCAAAACUGGAGAAGCAAAUGUUGCUGUAUUUAUGGUUUAGUGUAAAUGCAACAAGUUUUCGCGAAACUGCUGCACUUUUCGAAGUGUCCUUAUCGGCUAUUCAUCAAACCUUUUGUCGCAUUUUAAAAUUCCUAAAUGCGGAAAUGUUGCUCAACACCAUAAGGCUUCCGGAGACUAAUGAGGAAAAAGAGUCAACAGCUAAUGAUUUUGAAAAUAUAGCUGGAUUUCCCAAUGUUUUGGGGUGUGUUGCACGAUGUUUUCUUUGUGUAAAACCAUCUUCAUCAGUACACAAGUCUGAUGGUAACCAGACUAUACUACUUCUUCAAGCUAUAUGUGAUGCCCACAACAGAUUUCUGGAUAUUAGCUGUGAAAACUUCAACCAUAUAUCACCAGCAUCCGAUAUGCUAAAUCCUUUAGCUAUUGGCAAAAAUCUGCCCGAACUAUGUUCCCCGCAUUAUCAUUUAUUAGCUGAAAAUGAUAUAUGGCCAUUAAAUGAAUUUGUGCUGACACCCUAUUCUGAUGAUGGAACUUUAAGCGACUCGGAAAAUACUUACAAUAGUAAAUUUCGUAAAACAUGUGAUAAUAGUUUAAGAACAUUUAUUUUAUUGAAAUCCCGCUUUCGUCAAUUAACUAAAAUGUCAGAUUUUGCAAAUGUUCCAAUGAUGUGCCAAUUUAUAAAAUCCUGUUGUGUUAUACACAACAUAUGCCACAACAGAGGAGAUUUCCUUAAUAAGGAAAUGCAAUUUGACCAAGUGGAUACAAAUAUGUACAAAUAUCCUCAAGCCAACAUUGGAGAGAAUCAUAUGCUAAAACAAUUGGGGCAGAUAAAAAGAAAUGAAAUUAAGGAACAUUUAAAAAAUUUAACAAGGAAUUAGAAAAAAUUCAAAAAAAAAAUGAUUCGGCUUUAGGUGCGUAAUUAAAACACAUUUCGAUAUUUCGAUUGGCAUCAUCAAUCAUCCUCAGGAGAUAUGUGUACAAAAAAAUCUUGAAGAUGAUUGAUGAUGUUAUUCGAAAUAUUAAAUAAAGUUUAAAUUUAAGGCAUUUUUGAGACUUUUUGUUACAGAACCAAACGAAAAAAUUUAAAGUCAAAAAUUCACAUAUGUAGCUAUUUUCUUACGAUAUGCGGGCUUUACUACAACUAUAAUAACUACCUUGUUUAGGUCUUGUUGUGAGAAUGGAAGAAGAAUCUCCAGCGGGAAAAUAAUUUGAAUCAUCUUUUGGAUGAUUAAGAAGAGACUAAAACCGGAAAUAGUUAAAUUAGAGUAAGACAUGACAACCAUUGGUGCUAGAGAUUGGAAAAGAAGCACACCAAACCAAAGCGCUAUUCAAUGUUUGGCGAACUCAAUGAGAUGAUUUUUUCUAAAAACUUAAUAUUUAUUUGUACUUUUUGAAAUAUUUAUAAGAAAAAAAUAUUUGAUAAAUUAAAUUAAACUUUUCCUUUAAUAAUCUAAUUAAGUAUUUUAGUAACAUUAAUAAAAUUUAAAUUUCUGUAUUAAA
This is a messenger RNA of Stomoxys calcitrans (stable fly), 1829 nucleotides long. RefSeq lists its product as uncharacterized. NCBI's taxonomy places the organism in Eukaryota, Metazoa, Arthropoda, Insecta, Diptera, Muscidae. The transcript is spliced from 4 exons. The record is from RefSeq and is a predicted model, not a curated record. The coding region runs from base 32 to 1207 and encodes 391 amino acids.